Molecule: messenger RNA, 1643 nt
Organism: Diabrotica virgifera virgifera (western corn rootworm)
Lineage: Eukaryota; Metazoa; Arthropoda; Insecta; Coleoptera; Chrysomelidae
Product: alpha-1,3/1,6-mannosyltransferase ALG2
Exons: 1
Coding region: 351-1607 (418 amino acids)
Molecular function (GO): GDP-Man:Man(1)GlcNAc(2)-PP-Dol alpha-1,3-mannosyltransferase activity; alpha-1,3-mannosyltransferase activity
Source: RefSeq, a predicted model, not a curated record
GUCACUUGUCACUUGAGUGCAUAAAAAAUCAAAACAUUCAUUCAAACUGAUCAUUUUUUACUGUUUUUUACCCAAUUAUUAUUGAUAUUUCAAUUUAACGUGUCGAGAGAUUGUGCAUUAUCCGCAUAAUCCUAUAAAUCCUGUAUAUUGUGUAUUGUAUGAAUCAUGAUGUCAUCAUUAUCAUGAUCAUUAUCAGUUAACAACAGAGCAAAGACUAAAGAGGAACAGCUGUUUAGUACAAAGUUAACCUUACAUUUGCAUUUUACCCACAACAAUGUUUUUGUAUAAUUGCUACAAAUUAUAAUUAAUGUAUAUAGAGAAUUAAUCUACAACAGCAUUCCAUAGCAGUCAUGCCUAAAAAGUUAAAAAUCGCAUUUAUUCAUCCAGAUCUUGGAAUAGGAGGAGCCGAAAGACUGGUUUUGGAUCUUGCUGGAGCCCUAACUCUUUCAGGACAUGAAGUAAGGUUCCUCACAAAUCAUUUUGAUCCCACCCAUGCAUUUGAUGAAUUAAAAAAUGGAGAUUAUCCUGUAGAAGUGUAUGGAGACUGGUUACCAAAAAGUGUUUUCGGAAGAUUUCAAGCCCUGUGUGCUUAUGUCCGGAUGGUAUAUAUGUCUAUAGUUUAUUUAUUAUUCUUUAAAAAUAAGGACAAACCGGAUCUUUACAUUACAGACUUAAUACCAGUAGCAAACGUAUUUUUAAAAAUUGCUGGCGAGAAAGUUAUCUAUUAUUGUCAUCAUCCUGAUUUACUUGCUAGUACUCCUGGAGGCGAACUAAAAAAAUUCUACAGAAAACCAAUAGAUUGGGUAGAAAUGAAGACAACAGGAAAAGCAGAUGUUAUUUUAGUUAAUAGUGAAUAUACUGCUUCGAUAUUUCGUAAAACCUUUUCAAGCAUACAUAAAGAUAUCCAAAUUUUAUAUCCUACAAUCGCACGUUCGUACCAAAAUACAGUAGAAAACUUAAGAGAAGCUAAACCAAUACAAGAAUUAGUGCCACAAAUAAAGAAAGCAGCUGACACAAUAGUGUUUUUAUCGUUAAAUAGAUUCCAUCCAGCUAAAAAGCUGGAAUUUGCUAUUCUAGCAUUGGCCAAGUUAAAAAAUCUAGUUUCUAAAGAAGACUGGGAGAAAAUUUACCUUAUUAUAGCUGGAGGUUAUGAUCCACAAUUUGCGUUGAAUGCAAUUACAUACCUAGAUUUAGUUAAUUUAACCAAAGAGAAGCAAUUAGAAGAUAAAGUCAUAUUUCUCAAAUCACCUAACGAUAAUUUAAAGGCGGAGUUACUAAAAUCUUGUACAUGUUUGUUAUACACACCAGUUAAAGAACAUUUUGGUAUUGUUCCGUUGGAAGCAAUGCUUGUAGCAAAACCUGUCAUAGCCAUAGAUAGUGGAGGGCCUAGAGAAACAGUGGAGCAUGGAGUAACAGGCUAUCUUAGUGAACCCACAGGAGAUAGUAUGGCUGAAUUUAUGUCUAGAAUUGUAUCGGAAAAUGUGGAAGAAAUGGGCACUAAGGGUAAGAAUAGAUUAGAAGAGAAAUUUUCAUAUACUAUUUUUAAGAACAAUCUUAAUUCUGUAGUUAAUAAUUUAAUGGAAGAUGAUAUAAACAAGAUAAACUAAUAAUAUGUACUUUGUUUAAUAAAAUUUAUAAAAAUG